This is a messenger RNA of Miscanthus lutarioriparius, 348 nucleotides long. NCBI's taxonomy places the organism in Eukaryota, Viridiplantae, Streptophyta, Magnoliopsida, Poales, Poaceae. The record is from the annotation of a GenBank genome assembly.
AUGUCUGAUCUCGGCGAUCAGAUCCCAACUGCCUUCGAUCCCUUUGCUGAGGCCAAUGCUGGGGACUCUGGUGCGGCAGCAGGAUCAAAGGACUACGUUCAUGUACGCAGCCAGCAGCGUAAUGGUCGCAAGAGUCUGACUACUGUCCAGGGAUUGAAUAAGGAGUUCAGCUACAGCAAGAUCCUCAAAGAUCUCAAGAAAGAGUUUUGCUGCAAUGGUACAGUGGUCCAGGACCCAGAACUUGGACAGGUCAUUCAACUCCAGGGUGAUCAGAGGAAGAACGUCUCGAAUUUCCUUGUCCAGGCUGGCAUUGUGAAGAAGGAACACAUCAAGAUUCAUGGUUUCUGA